AUGGAGAAGCGCCGCCGCCAGAUGAUGGCUGCCAGCACCAGCAUCAUCCCGGACGACCUGCUGGUCUCCGAGGUCCUCAUCCGCCUCCCGGCCAAGUCCGUCGCGCGCUGCAGGUGCGUGUGCCGCUCCUGGCGCGCCGGGAUCGCCGGAGCCGCCUUCGUCCGCCGCCACCUCGAGCUGUCCCGCGCGGGGCAGCGGCAGCACCCCUCCGUGCUCGCCAUCCCUCGCUGGAUCGACCCUUUCGACGGCUACGCCACCUGCGAGGUGAUCAGAUUCCACCGUCUCGUCCUGCCGCCCCCAGGACGGCGGGCACGGGCUCCUCCGGGGAUCGUCGACGCCGAGCUCGUCCUGGACAAGGCGUGGCCCGAGGGCAUCACGCGCCUCAUCGCCCCCACGCACUGCGACGGCCUGGUCGCCAUCGCCACCGUCACCGACAGGGUGUUCGUCUGCAACCCUGCCACCGGAGAGUUCGCCGCGCUGCCGCUCGGCAGCCACAACGCCGAGCUGGACCACUGCGAGGAUUUCGUCCCGCAGGUGGCCCUCGGUUUCGACAGGUACUUCUACCGGACGUACGGCGCCGGCCAGGACCACGACGACGACGUCGGCCACGAGGUGUUCGCUCUCGGCGCCGGCGGCUCAUGGGAGCCGACCCAGGACCCGCCGCACGCCGUGGGAGUCCAGAGGCCGAUGUGCACGCGGCGGGCCUUCUACUGGCACGCCGACGAGCCGGAGCCGCGGCUGAUGCGGUUCGGCCUGCGAGACAGGGCGUUCGCCGUGGCGCGGCACCCUCCCACCGGCUGGAACCCCGCCGACGACAUGCUGGACCUGGAGGACGGGAGCAAGCUAUGCGGUGGUCUGCGCUGCCGCAUCGACCUCGUCGGCCCGCACCCCGGCGUCCGCUACAACUUGAUGCCGGUGACCGCCGCCGACGACGGGGACACACUGGUGGCCCUCGCCGGCGGCACGACGCUGUGGAAGUACGACAUGGGGAACCGAGGUGCGGAGGAGGAAGCGGUGGUGGAGAUGGACCUCGUGCGGUGCUCUGCAUGA
Molecule: messenger RNA, 1050 nt
Organism: Panicum virgatum (switchgrass)
Lineage: Eukaryota; Viridiplantae; Streptophyta; Magnoliopsida; Poales; Poaceae
Product: F-box protein At3g22350-like
Exons: 4
Coding region: 1-1050 (349 amino acids)
Molecular function (GO): protein binding
Source: RefSeq, a predicted model, not a curated record